AGCCCCGCCGUCCUAGCGCCGCGCCCUGGUGCCCUGGUUGUCCUCCCGGGCCUGCCCCGUGGCGCUCUGGCCCGCGGCCUCUGACGCCGCUGCCCUGUCUGUCCCGCGCCUCGCCGCCCACCCUCGGGCACCUCGGGGACCCAGUUCUGCACUUCCGGGUUGGCCCGCGCCUGUCUGUCAUCCCGGGGCGGCGCGGUGCUGUGCUGGGCGCGGCCCUUUAAACUUUCUGUUUUUAAACUUGGGGGUGUGGUCGCGGCUCCACCUCUCCUCUCUGCUGGCUGUCCCGACCCUCGGGUCCCUCUGUCCCCGCCCUCCAGAUGCCCCAGCGUUAUGAGCCGCCCGGGCGCAGGGUCCGCUCUGGUGGCCGAGGUGAUCCAAGAUCGCCUUUGUUUUGCCAUUCUCUACAGCAGACCAAAGAGUGCAUCAAAUGAACAUUAUUUCAGCAUAGAUAAUGAACUUGAAUAUGAGAACUUCUACGCAGAUUUCGGACCACUCAAUCUGGCAAUGGUUUACAGAUAUUGUUGCAAGAUAAAUAAGAAACUCAAGUCCAUUACAAUGAUAAGGAAGAAAAUUAUUCAUUUUACUGGCUCUGAUCAGAGAAAACAAGCUAAUGCUGCUUUCCUUGUUGGAUGUUAUAUGGUUAUAUAUUUGGGGAGAACUCCUGAAGAUGCCUAUAGAAUAUUAAUCUUUGGCGAUACAUCCUAUAUCCCUUUCAGAGAUGCUGCCUACGGAAGCUGCAAUUUCUACAUUACUCUUCUCGACUGUUUUCACGCGGUGAAGAAGGCAAUGCAGUAUGGCUUCUUAAAUUUCAACACAUUUGACCUUGAGGAGUACGAACACUACGAAAGAGCAGAAAAUGGAGAUUUAAACUGGAUAAUACCAGACCGCUUCGUUGCCUUCUGUGGACCUCACGCAAGAUCCAGACUUGAAAGUGGUUAUCACCAACAUUCUCCUGAGACUUACAUUCCAUAUUUUAAGACUCACAAUGUCACUACCAUUAUUCGUCUGAAUAAAAGGAUGUAUGAUGCCAAGCGCUUCACGGAUGCUGGGUUUGAUCACCACGAUCUUUUCUUUGCGGACGGCAGCACCCCGACCGAUGCCAUUGUCAAAGAGUUUCUGGAUAUUUGUGAGAAUGCCGAGGGUGCCAUUGCCGUGCACUGUAAAGCCGGCCUCGGUCGCACAGGCACUCUGAUAGCCUGCUACAUCAUGAAGCACUACAGGAUGACAGCCGCCGAGACCAUCGCCUGGGUCCGCAUCUGUAGACCCGGCUCUGUGAUUGGGCCCCAGCAGCAGUUCUUGGUCAUGAAACAAGCCAGCCUCUGGAUAGAAGGGGACUACUUUCGGCAAAAGUUAAGGGGGCAGGAGAACGGAGCACAUCGGACAGCGGCUGCCUUCUCCAGACUCCUCUCGGGUGUUGAUGACAUUUCAAUAAAUGGUGUGGAGAAUCGGGACAAGCAGGAACCUGAACCGUACAGCGAUGACGAGGAAAUCAGUGGAGUGACACAAGGUGACAGACUCCGGGCUCUGAAAAGCAGAAGACAAUCAAAAACUAACACUAUCCCGCUCACAGUAAUUCUCCAGUCCAGUGUUCAGAGCUGUAGAACACCUGAACCUGACAUUUCUGGCAGUGCAGGCAUUACUAAAAGAACCACCCGAUCUGCUGCGAGGAAAGGCAGUUUUAAAAGAAUUGAGCCCUUUUCCGCUCGGCCCUCCUCCUCUCUGUCUGUACUUUGUCAUUGUGGGGUGCUGUCCCUUCCAAAGCGUCUGUCAUUCAAACGCACCUGAAGCCUGCUCUCCUCCGCAUGUCGAUCCUUUCAUUGCGCUGCCCCCCUCGUCCUUGGUGACUGCCUCUGGGACACUUAAAACCUCACGGUAAAACCCUUUUCUUCUUCUUUGUUCUUCUUUCUCCCCAGUCCCUCUCUGUCAAGGACUAAAACAGUCUUGCGUUAAGUUAAAAACCCGUGACCAGAAGUGCCGGAGACUCUGGGAACACAAAACUCCAACAAGACGUAGCACAAUUUCUUUGAGAACAAAAGAAACUGCAGACGCCUUAGCCGCUUUCCACCCAAGAAGCUCGUUCAGAGAAGGAAAGACCCACCGGCGUCUGGUGCCACUGAGCCCGGGGUGCGGGCGGCGGCGCCAAGGGCCCGGCUCUCCCUUCUCUAGCAUUGUCUCGAGUUAAACCACAGAACACUGUUGUAACCCCAGCUCAGGUGUCAGUCGCCGCCUCUGCCGUCCAGAGAGCUGCCCGGUGUGUGUGGCCUGUGUCCCCAUGACCACAGUCCCCUUGGCUGCUGGCCUUCAGGAGAGCGGAGCAUCUGAGGGUGCACCUUAAUGCCUUGGUCUUCUCCUGCCCCGCGGCCCCGCAGGCGCCUGCGUGGUCCUUUCCACACGGGAUGCUGUUCAGUUCCCUGUCCUCCCUUUCCCUUUGACAUACUGUUGUGACGUUCCCUCUGUGAAGUACCCAAGCUGCUUGUCUUCCACCAAAGAGUGCUUUAUUACUAGAACCUGUGAAAGCCACACCUGCACACUGUCGCACGCUGUCCCACCCCGAGGUACUUGGGCCACCUCAGGCUUGCCAGAGAAUUGGAAUGGAAGCUUUAGUCGGCUCAGGAGGAGAAGCUGGUUUCCGAGUUGGAAGGCGAUGGUGGGUCCUUCCUUUCUGAUAUCAUUUAGGGACUGAAGAAGUGGAAGGCUCUGCGCUCCUGUAUGGCCCAGCCAGGCAGUAAAGUAGUGUUUUCCUCUAGACAUGAAGAAACAAUCCCACACGCACGCACAUGCACACACAUGCACAUGCACACGCACAUGCACACAUAGUGGGGCUUUGUCCCAGGAAACAGCCAUCUCACAUUGUGGUGGCUUUAAAAAGAAAACUGUCAACAGGUUUUCAGAGUCUUUCUGAACCGCGUGGGCUUUCCUCCUCAGCCAUUGGGCCGAGACUACCCCCUGGCUGACAGGCGUUGCUUGGGGCUUCAGUAGUUGGCAGUGAGCCCCUACCGAUGCCUCUGGUCAGGGAGUCCAACAGUAACUGUGCCUUGUCCCCUCACCUCCUGGAGCACCACCGCUGGUGGCUGUGACCACAGCAGUCACGCAGUUUAUCUGCUGCUUAAAAAAACAGGGCCCGUGAUUCAAGAACAUUUUGCAAGCACCUUCCCUGAGGAGCAAGCGCUUUUCCUCCGUGGUGGCCACGCUUUCCUGGCUAGUCUGGAGAGGGCGCUGUUGGAAGGCGGCUCCGGGCACCACCUUCCUCCAAAGACCAGAUGAAUGUAUGGGGGCGGGAUCCCACAGAGCGGCCUUGCCCAUGAGUGGGACGUGGGACAGGAUGAAGUCAUCGAGAGGUGGCCGUGCCUGUUGCAGGAUUUCUGCCUUAGAGAGCAGCGUGGCCUGGACAGGCACUGAGGGCAAAGGCAGGGUGCCAGGAUUUCCACACCCAGUCCUGUCAGGCCAGCUUCUAAACCUUAGGGACUAGUCACAGGAAAGCAGUGGCUUUCUGUGCCUGGAGGCAGAUAGGCCCAGGAGCUGGCUGGGAGGAGGAGCAUCUGUGGGCUGAGGCCAGGCUGAGUACGCCAGGAGUGGGCUGCAGUGUCUCAGGGACACCUUGCCAGAGCCACCUCCUCCCCAACUAGCCACAUGCCCAUCUGAAUCGGGCUCUCUCCUGCACCAGAAUGAGCAUGCGUCUACCCACAUGCUCCUACCAAGCUGGCCCCUCGUGUGGGCAAGCCAGCUGGGUUUGGGCCAAAGCCUUUGGUGACCACAGUGCUUUCCUCUAAGUCGCCUUCUCGUGUCGGCCUCGCAGCUCUCCAGCUAAAAUCGCUAUCACUGUGGCUCUUGCCAAACAUCCCUGUGUCACUAGCUCACUGAAAUGAGUCUGAGGCUGCUUUGGAAGACACGUUCCUUGGGGUGUCCAGAGAAGCAGGGCCAGGGCCCAAGAAGGAGCUCACAGAAACAUCACUAAGCUUACGGGGACACGGGUAGGAUCCAGAAGUCUCUGGGUCUGACACUCAAAAGUUUUUCCUGCUGUGAAUAAGAGCAGACCCCAUCCCACCCGAAACCACAAAACACCCGCAUCUUCUGGGCCUCCAGCUUGGGGGUCCUGCUGAAGACCCUGUGGCUGUGGAAGAUGAGGCAGUGCUCGUCAGGCUGAGCAACGAGCCAGCCUUAAAUAGCUUUGAAGCACACCAAGCCCGCUUCCAGGGAAAGUAAAAUCAGAAACAAAUAUUUAUAGGUCCCUUGACUCAGAUCAUCAAGAGUCGGGGAAAGACCCUGGGAGCAGUGUCUACACAACUGGGCUCCUGGAAGUGUGGACAGACCCAUGGAAUGCCAAGACAGACUCGAACCCUGCUCCCUGCAGGGGACAGAGUCCUGGUGAGCCGUGCCUCGUUCAAAGGUGGCCUUACUUGCCCAGCGUGGCAGCUUUACUUGUCUCGAGACUUUUCUGGUUAUGAGCUUGAGCCUUUCACUCCCCCCAUCUGCCCCACCCACCCGUUGCCUCCUCCCGGGGUGGUUUCUACCUCUUGGCUCAGGCCCAGACUCGUCUCCUGAGGCCUUCCCAGUGUCCCCCUGAGGCCCUGGUGCCUGCCCUGGGGCACAGUGUGGGCCUGCAGGCCACGGGGGCUGCGGGUGCUCCGGGUGCCCUGUGCCAGGAGUUCUGGAGCCUUCUCCCCGCUGUCGAGUGGCCCUCUGUGAUAGGUGAGCAGCGUGCUUACCUGAAGUGUUCUAGAAGGACCCAGCUGCUGCUCUCUCUCCCUGUUCUCUUCCCUUAGUGCAUUUAAAAAGCAAUGCUCAUCAAACUUCCACCUUAAAAACAUGGGAUUUUCCGAAUCGUUCUUAGCAACUGAGAUGUCCUGGUGAGGCCCUCGCUGCUCCUCCAUUUCCCCCCGCCUCUACGUGGAAAUACUAGGGACGUGUCUAAAAGACUGGACAUUCGCCCAUACUGUGUAGGACGUUACCUCCUUAUCACCCGUAGAGAGUACUGCAGAUUUAUAUUAAUUAUUUGCAGACUUUUAUCUAAUGUGCACUCAUGUACAGAUUAUUAAAAGUUUUAAAAUGUAACUGAUUAAUCAGUAUUUGAGCAAUCAUUGUUUUGAUUUUUUUUAUUAAAAUGUAUAUUUCUAAUCAUAUUUUUUAAAGCUGAGAGAACUGGUUGAAUGUGUAUUUUCCUGACGGUAUUUUUAAGAUACAGCUUCAUAAUGGCCUGUAAACUUUGCAUAUAUAUGUGCUUUGAUACAUACUGUUGCAUUUGAAAAUCUUGUGUAUUGGAACUGGUUUUAUACGAAACACUGAAUAGUGGAAAUUGUACAAUUACAAUCGUGUAAUUAAAAGUAUUAACCAAAGAGG
Messenger RNA from Ictidomys tridecemlineatus (thirteen-lined ground squirrel), 5337 nucleotides. The record is from RefSeq and is a predicted model, not a curated record. NCBI's taxonomy places the organism in Eukaryota, Metazoa, Chordata, Mammalia, Rodentia, Sciuridae.